AAAUGUGCCAAGGUAAAUGAAUAUUACAUAAACGUACAUGCAAUACACCGCGCGUGCGAUACAUGCAUUACAUUAGCAUUCAUAUAGAAUUCUGUACUGCUGUCUGCAGCUGCAGCGCUGAUAUACACGGUAACCUUUGUCCAUGACGUCGGGCACCUGCAAUUGGCCUUGCCAGCUCAAACUCCUCCCUACGACUGACGACAAUGUUUUUGCGAUCUUUACCUUAAAAAUCCCUUGACUUCACCGAUCAGCAUUCCACACAAUUUUCAAGUGUUGGAAAAAAUUACUCUGUAUCUUAUUGUACUAUUUUUUCUCACGUUGACGUUGCUGUUCUUUGUCUGUAAAUGAUUUAAGGAAUAAUGGUUGAAUAUGUGAUCAUGAACUCCGGGUCCAGUUCCUACGAGGCCACCUACUCUCCGGAAUCUUACAGUUGCAGCGGCUACAGCAGUGCCGCCAGCACGAUAGCCGACAGUCCAGCCGCUCGUGAUUACACUCACGGAAAUUGUUUUACAUAUCCGGAGGACAACAUGCACAUAGGCAGCGGGGUGACCGGUGUCGAUAUGCCAGCCGCCACGGUGCCCACCGUCUCGCCGCACCAUCCCAGCGUAUUAAUCCAGAGUCUCACGCGCCCUCAGCCUAAUACGAACACCACAGUGCCCUGGCAGAACGCCGUACCGGGUCACCACGGUAAUCCCUCCGCUAAACUCCUCAAAGCCCAACGAAUUCGCCGACCGAUGAACGCGUUUAUGGUAUGGGCAAAAGGUGAACGGCGUCGGAUGGCUGAUCAAAAUCCCGAUCUCCACAAUGCUGAACUGAGUCGGCUUCUAGGCCGACAGUGGAAGGCGUUGACCCCCAGUGAACGUCAACCAUUUGUGGAGGAAGCUGAGCGUCUGCGCGUCCAGCACAUGCAGAACUAUCCCGACUACAAAUACCGUCCACGCCGCAAGAAGGGCCGCAAGCGCGCCGAACCCAACUAUCCUUCGACCAUGGUGCAGCGCGACGAGAACGGCUUUCCCAUCAAUAGCCGGUACACGGCGGCCAACAGUCGCUAUCUGCCGGCUUCUCCCAUGACACCGUUUCUCUCCCGCGCCUACUAUGAACAGCUGGCCGAAGGCUCGCCUCCGCGGUCCACUCCUACCUACAUUCCACCACUGCGCGAAUCUGUCAUCACCAGUAACUAUGCCGUUAACCCGCAUCAGCAUCAGCCCGCGGAUGAUUAUUACCGGCAGGAUAGUCCAUUGUACUGGAACUACCCGACGCUGCGCAGUGGUUGGGCGCCGUAUCAUGGCCCCAUGGGCGGGGCUCAGCCCGCGGGGCCUCCCAUGAUGGACUGCAAUAUUAUCCCGACGGUGAUGUUUAAGGAUGAGAAUUUGAAUGACGUGGAAAAAGAUGAGCUGGAGCAGUAUCUCAAGACGGAUGAGAGUUGUGGACUGCCGCCCAUGGGUGGCGCAUAUCACCAUGAUUAUGAGGCGUAUGUUGAUCAAGAAAGCAUUUGCGAUACGAUUUCCGCUGCGCAGACCGCGGUUAACGAUGAAUCCUUUACCGGCAUCAAAUUGAUCUACUAAUGAGGUGGUUUCUGGAGAGAAUGUGUUAUGCACCGAUCGUCGUUUUCGUCAGUCGGAAGUGCGAAUAUGCGUGCGCGCGUAAGAGCAUCGGAUUUCACAACCUGUCCAAACAGGUCAUAUUUUCUCGGCAUUUUCCUUUUCGCCAAAUAAUCCGGUUAACAAGGCGUUUCCCAGUUCCAUGUACAUAUUUAUUUUUUUGUUAUUUAACUUUUUCUGUGGUUUGUUUUUUUUGGGUUGUAGCAUCGGUAAAACCAAAAAAUGCUCGGUUAGUUAGUAAUCUUUAAACGAAAGGUGCUUGUAUUCGUAUGUGUGUACCCGGCGAAUGCCCGUAACCUUUUACUUUUCUAUAUAUAUUUUUUACUUUUUGCAUAUCCUCCUCAUAUCCUGUUUUCCAUAUAUCGCGAUCUCAUUUUUACUAGAAGGUCACUAGUGCGUUUGUUCAUUUGUGCGCACGAAUGCUAAUUUAUUGGGAGUGUGAUUCGCAGUGGUUGAUGCUAUGCUUUUGUCUGCUGUAUCUGUACAAACACGAUUUCAUAAUAAAAAUCA
Molecule: messenger RNA, 2111 nt
Organism: Paramacrobiotus metropolitanus
Lineage: Eukaryota; Metazoa; Tardigrada; Eutardigrada; Parachela; Macrobiotidae
Product: transcription factor Sox-7-like
Exons: 3
Coding region: 360-1565 (401 amino acids)
Biological process (GO): anatomical structure morphogenesis; cell differentiation; regulation of DNA-templated transcription
Molecular function (GO): DNA-binding transcription factor activity, RNA polymerase II-specific; RNA polymerase II cis-regulatory region sequence-specific DNA binding
Source: RefSeq, a predicted model, not a curated record